AUGCUGCCGCUAGUCAAAUCGCCGGCUCUCCUUGCGCCUGUCAUCGCUCUCAACCUAUGGACCUUCUUCAUGGAAGCAUGGAUGUAUGCAACUCGCAUCCCCGCCGUCAGCAAGUACAAAGUACCGGUGCACCCCAACGCCUCCAAGGACGAAUUCAACGCCAAGGUCCCUCCGCACAUCCGCUGGAAGGCCGACAACUACAACCACCUGAUGGAACAGCCCACGCAGUUCUAUGCCAUCGCUGUCGUCCUCGCGCUUCUCGGCGCAGAUGGCGAUAUUGAUGUGGGCCUCGCUUGGUUGUAUGUGGCGAUCAGGGUCAUGCAUAGUUUGGUGCACGCAUCGGUCAACAAGAUCAUGGUUCGGUUCCAGCUGUUUGUCUUGUCAUCCGUGGUCCUACUAGUGUUGGCGGCGCGGGCAGCGCUGCUGGUCCUUUAG
Molecule: messenger RNA, 435 nt
Organism: Coniosporium apollinis CBS 100218
Lineage: Eukaryota; Fungi; Ascomycota; Dothideomycetes
Exons: 1
Coding region: 1-435 (144 amino acids)
Cellular component (GO): membrane
Source: RefSeq, a predicted model, not a curated record